Messenger RNA from Galleria mellonella (greater wax moth), 4317 nucleotides. RefSeq lists its product as uncharacterized. The transcript has 8 exons. The record is from RefSeq and is a predicted model, not a curated record. Bases 1545 to 2678 code for a protein of 377 amino acids. Lineage: Eukaryota; Metazoa; Arthropoda; Insecta; Lepidoptera; Pyralidae.
UUAAUUAAAAGAAGAUAAGGUUUGUGAAGAGAUAUUUAAAUUUUUUAUUUAGUUUUUUUUUUUUGGUUUGUGUUUUUUAUUUGUAUGUGCCACGCGAUAUAUUUGGAAAUUCUUUAUUUUAUUUUUUCACAUCACAGGGGGCAAACGAGAAUGCGGCUCAUCUAAUGGUAAGUGAUUUAUAUAAAGAGAAAUUGAAAAUACAAGCAUCUUUUUGACAUAAUAUUAUAUUAAUGAACUUAACAUUUUUAACUUAACAGUUUAACGUUCUUGAAGAAACAUAAGGCGAAUAAGGACUAAAAAAAUCGAGUUUUUCGUACUAACUUAACGCGUCUCUAGUCAAAUCCACAAAAUAUGGGAGUAAUUUUUUUUUACUUUUUUUUUUAAACAUUUAAUAUAAUUAAUGUUAUCAUAACUUACCUUAUUCUGUCUUGAAACGAUUAUUUUUUUAAUGUAAGAACAACCGGAAUGACUUACCACUAUUUUAUUAGAGAAUACCUGACUAGUAUAAAUAUACAUAAAAUCUAAGCAUAAAUAUAAUUUGCACUUACGAAACUUUUAACUAUAAUUAUUUUCUUAGACUCUAGGUAUGUAUCUAAUCUAAAAAUCAUUUAAAUCAACAAAGUUAAGGUAGAAGAGAAUAAAUAAAGAAUUAAAGUCAGAUUAUUGAGGAUGAAUUAAAAAAAUAUACCUACCCAUGACUCUACGUAUGAUUGUGUGCGAUGUUUUAUUGAUUGAUGUAAUUAUAAAAUCACAUCCUCGAAUGUUAUAGAAAGGAGAGCAAUUUUUUUGGUACAUUAUACUUAAGUAGGCAAUAAAGAUCACAAUAUAUCUUUCUCUUUAAAAUUUUGGAUUUUUUAUAAAUAUGAUGCAAACUAUUUAUAAUAGACUACUAUAUUUACCUCAAUAAGAAAAACAAGAUAACCUCUUAUUCAAUUUUAGUUAAUAUAUCAAUAAUUUAAGAAUUUCCAGUGCACGUACUGGCUACAGAUCAUCAGUUUCGUGGAGUGCACCGUUUUCCGUGAGUGUACUAGUACACAGCACGCUCCCGCUCGCUAGUGUGUGAGCGGCCUGCGCGGUGCGCACAGUAGGUCAGGGAGGGCGGCGCAGCAAGGGCUGGGGGCGGCCGAUUCAUGUUUACGGGCUCGCCGUCAGCUGUUCCCGCGACAUGAAUGUGCCGCGCCCGCGCCGCGCCCGCACCGCGCCCGCGCGCACAUCGAUUGACUGGUACCUGGCCACGUGCGGCGCGCCGGCCGCCCAGUCCCGCCGCGCUCGCCGGCUUGUCCGCGCGUUGAGCGCACCAACACCCGAACACAUGUGACACCGCCCGCGUUACGUCGCGUCAAUGGAUUCCCCGAGGUGACUGACUGCUACCCCUCGACCGGCUCCUUCCACGUCCAGUGCACCUCACUAGAGGCACGGAUGCGGCGGAGUGGCGGGGCGCCAUUGCGCGCCUUCACGAUCCUCGAUAAGGCAAGGAGUACAGCGGAGUUGCGAGGCGGGUAGGCGAUGGGCCGCGCUAGGUGAGCGGUGCGCGCCGGCGGUGUAUGUACGCGGCGGCGGGCGGCGCGUCGCUCGCGGGCCGUAAGGCGCGCCAGCACGGCCGGCAGCCCGCGCCGCCAAGCCCGCACCCGCACAGCCCUCCGCACCCUGCGCCCACCGGCGUCCGCGCCUACUCCUGCCAGCACUGGGAGUCUCGCCUCCUCGCGCCGCCGCGACCACUCUCCGCACUCGUCUCCGAGCCACACUCACCAUGCGAUACCGUCGAGUGCGCAGCUGGGCGCGCGGCGUGGCAGGAGGCGGCGGCAGUAUCCGUUGGUGGCGGUGGCGCCGGCGCUGGGGGCGCGGCGCGGCGCUGCUCAGUGCUCGGCGACCACCCUGGCGCCAGGAGGGACCCACGCGGCAAGUGGCACAGAAACAACCGGGUGCGAGACGCUUCGUAUGGCUCGUCAUCGGAGUCGGAUGGCGAGGCGGAAGGGGCGACCGGAGAACCAUGGGGCGUUGCGCGUCUGUUGUACGCUGGUCUCGGUAUCCUUGCUGUGGGACUCGUCGUCUACUUUGUCGGCACCGGCGACAAGGGUUUCAAAACGCCAGCUCUACGACUGGUGGGGCCGUCGCUCAUCAUCGCUGGGCUGGCAUGCUGUUUACUGCGUAUCACCUUUUGCAUAUUUGCAAAGCCUUGCUGCCGACGGCGGACCAAUUACAAGGAGAGCAGAAGACUGUCCGGAUGCGGGGAAGGCGAAGAGAUGCCGCUGGCGGGUGGAACGGCGAGCGGACAGCGCGCCGGGCCGGCACAGUGCUCGCCCGCGCGCCGCCUCGACGCCUCCUCCUGCGACGUGUCCAGCCUCUCCAGCGGGGAGGAGGACGAGCGUCUGCGCCGGUAUCGGACGGCGUCGGCGCCGUCGCACCUGUCCGUGCAAGCUGCGCCACUGCCACAGGGUUCACCACAGCAAGUCGCAGCUGUACAGAGCACCUCGCCUGCGACGCCGCGGCCGGCCCUGGCGAUGCAGGCGAGCGCGUCGCAGCCGAGCGCACUGGUGGGUGCCGGCGGGGCCGCGGCGGCGGGGCCGGCGGGGGCAGCGGGGGCGGCGGGUCCCCGGCGGCCGCCGCCGCGCAACGUGUCGUUCGCUGGCACCGCCGACGGCGAGCUAGUCCUCAGCCCCGCUCAGCUACGCUCCUAACGAAGCAAUAAACGUUCUCGCAAUACCCCCUUUUUAUAUCCCCACCGGACGAUCUGACUCUAUCGAUUCGGAUAUCGAUCAUGUGAUAGCGUGAGACUCUCGAGUGAUUUUUCUAUUCGAUAAGCUACGAGUCGUUGAUUAUUUGCACGUUUGGAUAUAUUCUCGCAAGUUGAUUCUCGAUAUAUGUAUCUAUUAAGAAUAAUUUGCUUGUUUUAAAAACUCCGUCUUGCCGGACUACGUGUGCAUAUAAUGUGUAACGGAAUGCUGUAAAGAAUUAUUUUUGGUUUCUACAUAAUAUUCGCAAUAUAUACGAGUAUAAGUAACGAAAUGUGUUCAACGCUUUCUAUACGCAGUAACAAAGAAUAUUUAUAAAGAGACAAUUUUGUUAUACAUUGUAUGCGCCUCUUAGUUGUUGUAUUUUUCUUAUAUCUAAACCGCUAUAAAUUCAUGAUCAAUUAAACACCUAUAUGUAAAGCAGCCAAACCGAAGUGGUUCCGGGUAGGUAUUAGGCUGUGAAAAGUUCAAAAUAUUUUUACUUCGAUAUGUGACGUCAAUAAAUUGGUAUAAUAUAGUUAUAAAACUAUAUAAAGUAUCCAUUUUGAGGUUACAAUAGCUACUUAAAUAAUACGUUAAUGUCAUUGGGAAUAAAUACAUAAUUAAAUAUAAUUUUAGAAAAAAAUCUUGUUUACUAGAUAAAGAAUUUAUUCUUAAGGGUUUGCUAAGUAUUGCAAUAAUAGCAGACGAUUCUUUGUAUAGGUGAUAGGAGUUAUGAAUUUCAUAGACUAUCAAGCAGCUUCAAUUAAGUAGAAUCAAACGCGCAUUUAUUGCUGCUUGUAAAACACAAGACAGAGUACCGCUGUCUCUAUCAUAAUAUAAGUGACAACUGAUGAGUGCUAAAUUCAAGCUGCUUGAUUGUUUACGAUUAGAUUAACUUAUGCAACUUCGAUCAGACUUGCAUUUAAGUUGAAGACAUUUUACUGAAAUUAAACUAUUGAGUUUGACAUUAUGUAUUGACAUUCUAUAACAAAACUUUUGAUUAUUUUCAAAGAAUAGCUCCCUAGACAAAUGGCAAACAAAUCAAUUGAUACAUACGUUUUCUUCGACGUAUCCAUAAGAUAGAACGAGACAGCAAUGUCCGGCGUCUUUUUCUUUCUCGUGUUUGCGGUAGUGCAUAGGUGUCUGCCGAUAGUUUUGUUAGCCGCUUGUCUAAGAGAACUGGUAUAUAUAUAAUUAUUAGCGUCACAUAUCGAAUGUAAAGAUUUGAAUUUGCCGCCAUUUUUACCGUCGUACAUAUUCGUAUAUUAUACUUAAACUAAGACGUUCAUUCAAUCUUUGUAGCAAUAUAAUAAUGAAUGUGCUAGAUUCAUCCGUCUUAAAGCCAACUAGUAGAUAUACUGAGAACAGAGGUGUGGUCUUACUGACUGACUAUUGCAGAACCGUAUAAUACAAAUAGAAAAAAAUAUAACAACAGUUUAGUGUAAAAAAAAAGAAACUAUCACAUAGCCUCUAGAGUUCUUAAAAAUUUAUGGAAAUUUUAAUUUCUAUAAGUCGAUUUUAUUUAUUUAUCAUAAUUAAAAUGAGUAAUAUUUCAUAUAAAUUAUAGAAAUAGUACUAUUUACUUUAUAAAAUGAAGCAAUAA